AUGGGCUGGGGGCGCGCUGAUUGGCCAGGCGGGCCUGUUGGGCGGCCAAUGGGGGCGCGGCGCACGCGGCUGCGGCGGCGGGCCAGGCGCGCGGCGCGUGUGCGGAAGAGGGAUGCCCGGGCCUGGGCGCAGAGCAGGAUGGAGGUGGCGGCGGUGGCGGCGGGAGUGGUCCUCCAGGUGGGGCUGCCUCCCCGCGAGGGGGGCUACUGCGGCGGGGAAGCCGUGUCCGGCUGGGUGGGCCUGCAGCUGGCCGCGCCCUCGCCCCUCCGAGCCCUCCGCCUCCGCGCCGCCGGGCAAGCCUCCGCCGCCUGGAAGGAAGCAGCAGGGGGAGGAGGAGGAGGGGGAGAGCCCUCGGCCCCGCACCCCGGGACCCGGCUCCAAGCCCACGCCGUGUACCUCGACCUCCGGCAGACCCUGCUCGGGAAGGAAGAGGCCCGCAGCCAGGAAGGUGAUGAGGGCUUAAUCCUAUUAGGAGCUGGGAAACACGAAUUCCCUUUCAGCUUUCAACUCCCGCAGCAACCGUUGGCGACCUCUUUCACAGGGAAGUAUGGCAGCAUCCAAUAUUUUGUCGAAGCGAUCUUAGAGAGGCCAAUGGCACCCACUCAGUCCGUCAAGAGGGAAUUCCAGGUUAUUAGCCACAUUGAUGUGAAUUCACCACUUUUACUGACUCCUGCAAGGCAGUGCCAGGAAAAGAUGGUUGGAUGCUGGUUCUUCACCUCUGGGCCAGUUUCUCUGAGUGCCAAAAUUGAAAGGAAAGGAUAUUGCAAUGGUGAAGCCAUCCCGAUUUAUGCAGAAAUUGAGAAUUGCUCCUCUCGUUUGAUUGUUCCAAAAGCUGCCAUUUUCCAAACACAGACUUACCUUGCAAGUGGGAAAACGAAAACAUUCCGUCAGAUGGUUGCCAAUGUGCGGGGAAACCAUGUUGCCUCUGGCAGUACGGACACAUGGAAUGGGAAAACUCUGAAAAUCCCACCUGUGACCCCUUCCAUCCUUGACUGCUGCAUUAUCAGAGUUGACUAUUCCUUGGCGGUCUACAUUCAUAUCCCUGGUGCUAAAAAGCUGAUGCUUGAACUGCCUCUGGUCAUUGGCACAAUCCCAUGCACUGCGUUUGCCAGCCGAAACUCCAGCCUCGUCAGCCAGUUCAGUGUGGAUAUGAGCUGGCUGGCGCUGACCAUGCCAGAACAUCCUGAAGCCCCACCCAAUUAUGCUGAUAUCGUAUCCGAGGAAGAGUUUUCACGACAUGUUACUGCUUACCCGGCCCCGGUUGACUGUGAUGAACAACAGCUGUGUUGCCCUCUGUUUGCCUACAUUCAAGAAUUUCGGUUUCAGCCUCCUCCGCUCUAUUCAGAGAUUGAUCCACAUCCAACUGAAGUAGAAGACAGUCAACCGGUUUCAAUCAUGGCAUAAGGAUUAGUUGGAAAUAACUGCAUCUUUCUCGGAUGGCACGGAUGUCUUGAUUUUGGUUGUCUAUGUUUUCUGUUUAAAAUGCUUUUUUAAAAAAGCGGCAUUCUUACCGUGAAUUUGAAACCGUGCCUGAAGUCUCAGGUCCAAAUAAGUUGUGCCUCUUUGUGGAGAAGAGAGAGAAAGAAAGGAAAGCCUUGUGGUUUGGUUGGCACCGAAGAAGCAAUGCGAACCGUUCCUGGAUGAAGUGGACCCUCUUUUAUUUGGAUGGAAAGACAGAAUGUAUCAGAGGAGAGAAGCCAUAGAAGUUGCUGCACAGAGUAAAAGGAAGGAAGUUGCAACAGGGAGAUACAAAAGUUACACGCUGAGUGAGCAAAUGGAAUCAUUUUGUCUGUAUCCUUGCAAUCCACUCCACUGGUUUCAAGGGCUUCUUCAACUUCACUAUUUCACAAGAAUCUUCAAGAUUAGUUCAAAAAUUGCACCUCUGGCAUCAAGUCAAAUACUAGCACUAAAUCUCAUUCCAAUUUUGAAUGGAAGAUGAUGGUAUUACAUACCAUGUUAUGAAGCUGCAAGCAUUUAUUGUUAGAAGUGGAAGGAACAGCACCGUGACGGCAAAUAUGGGUUUUGUUGUAAUUUCUUUGCAGAUUGGGUUUUCCUGCUGGGAUUUUUUUUUGUAUUUAUUAGUAUUUAUUUGCAAGGUGAAUAGAGUACCUUCUCUUUUGCUUUUGUGGGUUUGCUGUGAUCUGAUGUAGGGAGCAGCCAGAUGUGUAGCUUCAUCAGCUUGGCCCCAUUUGGAGUCAAUGGGUUUUUAAACGGAGGCUGGAUGGCCAUCUGUCAGGAGUGCUUUGAAUGCAAUAUUCCUGCUUCUUGGCAGGGGGUUGGACUGGAUGGCCCAUGAGGUCUCUUCCAACUCUUUGAUUCUAUUGGGCUGAAGGGAGCCGCAUGGCUUUGACACUGUGUUGGAAGAUUGAAUCAGAAUUUAAAGUCGCACUCUUCAUUGCCUCGUUUCAGAAAAAGCAAAAGACCUACCUCUUUCUUGGAUAUGGGUUAUAAGCAAAUACCAAAAGGUCACUCCAGAGUUUGUACUGCUUCUAGCUCGUUUUGGAUGGGGAGAAAUUUUUCAGUCAAUCCCAUCUUGGAUAUAAUUUCUCUGUAAUACAAUUUAUAUAUUGUGUGAAAAAAAGAAAACAAAAAAUAUGUUUUUAUUUCAUUGUCCUUACCCCGUUACCCUCAAAUGUUUCUCUCUUUAAUAAGUUUCUGAGUGGGAACAGAAAGUGUGGGACAUCUUUUGCUGGGAGUGUAUGUGGUUGUCACUGUUUUGGGAGACUCACACUCCUUUUUGUUGUCUCUAGUUCUUUGAGGCUUUGAGGUGCCCAUUGUGCAAUGGCACGAGAGAGAGAGCGGAGUAGGUAACCAGAUCUGGUUCCUGACUGAUCUCAGAAUGGGCAAAGCGUGGCCUUUCUGAAAUCCAGUGGGCACAAAUAAUCCAUUCACGAACUACUUACUUCAGCGUGCUUUUGUAUAGAAUCACUAUCAGUUUCUGUUUGUUUCAUUCAUAUGGCCCCAUUUUCGUUUUCAAACGCUGCUUCCAAAAACGGGGAUUUUCUGAAUGAGCUGUUUUAUUGUAUUGUCGAAGGCUUUCAUCGCUGGAAUCACUGGGUUGUUGUAGGUUUUUCUGGGCUAUAUGGCCAUGUAAAAUUGCCUCCAGAACAUGGCCAUAUAGCCCGGAAAAACCUACAACAACCCAGCUGUUUUAUUAUUUCAUCUGAAUGAACAACAUUUUUCGUCCCAUUGGGCAGCAUGGAGGGGCUUCCCAGUCCCACACUCUCCUUCCCCUCAGUUUUAGGUCCAUUUCACUAAUUCUCAGGUUCUCUCCAGCAUUCAUUUGAGUUGUUAGGGUUAGUGAGAUAAACCCCUGUCUCUGAAUCCGGACAGGCAAAAUGCAGUCUGUGGCUCAUUGAUGCUGUUUUUGCAGACCUUGGCUCUUCUUCAGGCUCCAUUAUCUUUUAAAAUCAGUAGUAAGGCCCCCCUGUACUUUUCAACACACAGUAACUUGGAAAGACACUCUCUUUAAGAGUGUGUGUGUGUGUGUGGCCUGCAGGCCCAAAGUGCCCGUGACUGCCAGAGCUUACAGCCAAGCACCAAGCUGAGUACAGAGCGCCUCUUAAGUCAUCUGGUGCUCAGCUGCAAGCCCUGGCAAGAUCCUGCAAGAUUGGAUUGUAAUAAGGUCUCUUACAUAGCAAUAUUUUUUGCUCAUAUUGUUCCAAAGUUGUAAAUUAAUGAUAGAUGUUUUUCCAGCCUAAAACAUCCUGGCUUCAUCUCAAUUCUGGACAGAUGUUGACUCUCUUUAAUUGGUGUUGGUAAACAUAAGGAGGAGCCCCCCAGUGGUGCAAUAAGUUAAACCGCUGAGCUGCUGAACUUGCUAACCUAAAGGUCGCAGGUUCUAAUUCGGUGAGCGACAUGGGCUCCAACUGUUAGCCCCAGCUUCUGCCAACCUAGCAGUUCAAAAACAUGCAAAUGUUAGUACAUCAAUAGGUGCCACUCCGGCGGGAAGGUAAUGGUGCUCCAUGCAGUCAUGCCGGCCACAUGACCUUGGAGCUGUCUACGAACAACGCCGGCUCUUUGGAUUAGAUAUGGAGAUGAGCACCAGAGUCCCGGAGUUGGACACGACUGGACUCAAUGUCAGGGGAAAAUCUUUACCCUAAACAUAAGGAGCCUGGUGUUAACUUCCUUCUUAAUGUAAGGAACCUUGUAAACAUUUCCUUAACUCAAAGAGCCUUUGUCUCUGAUAACAUAAACAUGUUGUUUUUCCCCAAAAGUUUAUCAGUUAAUCCUUGUCACAGUUCUCAUCAGCAGCUUUUAAUUGUAGUCCAUGAAUGCUUUACCACCUCCUUGUAGUUUUGCAGUCUUCAUCUUAGGAUGGCAUCCCUAGACUAUAUAGACCCCAACCAUAUGUCUGUCAUACAAUUCCAGUCAAACCAUACAUUGUAUUUCACGACAGAGUUACCAAAUGUUGUUCCCUUCUUUCUGCAAAAGCUUAUUUAGUGGCGCAAGAGGCUAGAAAUGUCUGGACCAUCUUGCUUGUCUAAAUGAGGCAAGAAAGUGCACUUAACCUCCUGGCAUCUAUGCCCCACUUGUUUUUUUAAGAAAAGAUCUCUAUAACGCUUUAACCAAGACCACAUUGCAGCUUAUUCUGGGAACGACAGUUGUCUUAAAACCAAAUCCUCUGUGGGAUCACCUAUGCCUUUUUUAAGAAAUGAGAAUAUUAUGUAAUAAUAUAGCAAGAUUUGCAUCAGAAGGAAACUAAACAUGCUCCUUCUUGGCUCCUUCCCAUUACUUGAAUAGCAAUAACGUGGCUGUAUAAUAUGCAUGUCUUAGAGUAAAACCUAAAACAUUGAUAACUUAGGUGCUUACAAUGACUAAUACCAACAAAGGUUGGCAGUUGGUUAGUAUCAUUGCGGUUGUGUCAGCGCAACCAAUCGAGAUGGUGUUCUUUUGUUUUUAAUCUUGGGAUCACUUUCUGGGUUACUUGCAAAUAAACUGUGGCCUUAGGUUAUUCAGAAGCAUGGCAUUACCUUUCUAAGGGACUGAUUUGAAACGGAAAAGGCAGCGGUCUGCCUCUAACAUUUAAGGGCAGAAUGUUUCACCUAAAGAUAUAUAUAUUGCACAAUUAUGAAUUUAAUAAUGUGGGGGGUUUUCUCAGCAACUGUAAAACAGUGUAAAAACCGAGUAAAAAUGGGAAAUGAUUGUAUUUUAUAUGAAUGUAUGAACCCUAUGGGUUCUGGUUUUUUAAUAAAAACAAAUAACAAAAGUGU
Messenger RNA from Anolis sagrei ordinatus, 5213 nucleotides. RefSeq names its product arrestin domain containing 4 (gene ARRDC4). Gene Ontology annotation, molecular function: ubiquitin-like ligase-substrate adaptor activity. NCBI's taxonomy places the organism in Eukaryota, Metazoa, Chordata, Lepidosauria, Squamata, Anolidae. Gene Ontology annotation, biological process: protein transport. Gene Ontology annotation, cellular component: plasma membrane; cytoplasm. The record is from RefSeq and is a predicted model, not a curated record.